CAUUCGUCAGAAAGCAUUAAGCAAGUCCCAGCUCUCCACUCCCAUAGUCCAAUGGCCACCGCAUCCAACACCACCCACUCGCCUCCUUCCAUCAUCCCCCACCAACAGGACGAGGAUGACGACGACGAAUUCGACGACGACGACCUCGAUGACGAAGCCGACGACGAGCCCUCCGCGUCCCCGUCCGAGGAGGCGCGCCACGAGGCCGUGCUCCGGCGGCUCACCGCGGAUGAGGUCCGGAUCCGGGUAUACCAGGUCACGAUCCGGGGCUGCGCCCGCACGCGCCGCGCCGCGGUCGAGGCCGCGGUGGGCCCGGACCUCGCGCGCGCCGCCACCGUGCGAGACCUCGUGCGCGCCGCCGCCGCGGCCGGCGACCGCCUCCGGCGCCUCGGCGCCUUCGAUACUGUCUCCAUCACGCUCGACGCGGCUCCGUCAGGGAUCCCCGGCAGCGCCGUCGUCGUACUUGUUGACGUCGCAGAGGCCCGCGGCCGCGCUGCCGCUGGAUUCGGCGUCUUCGCCAACACCCAGACUCGAUCGUGUUCACUUGAAGGUUCACUGAAGUUGAAGAACUUAUUUGGAUACUGUGAGACCUGGGAUGCAGCAGGUGCUCUUGAAUUAGAUAAGACAACAGAACUAAGUGCUGGAGUGGAAAUGCCUAGAAUCGGAGCGAUACCAACUCCGCUGGUGGCUAGAAUAUCAUUUCUGUCCGAGGACUGGUUGAAGUCCUCACUCAAAGAACACCUGAUGGGCGUUUCUGUUGGCUUGCUCUCCACCAUGAACCACAACCUUUCUUACAAUUUGACAUGGCGAAAAUUAACUGAUCCAGCACGCAUGUCAUCCAAUUCUGUACAAGAACAGUUAGGACAUAGCCUUUUGUCCUCUGUUAAGUAUGCAUACACGGUUGACCAAAGGGACUCGAGCAUAAGGCCUACACGUGGAUAUGCUUUUCUCUCGUCUUCUCAAGUAGGAGGUCUUGCACCAGGGAGCAGAUAUUCACGGUUUCUUAGACAGGAAUUUGAUCUUCGAGUGGCUUUGCCUCUGGGUGUGCUUAAUGGUGCUCUCAAUGCCGGAGUUGCAGCAGGAGUCAUCCAUCCAUUGGAAAGGGGUUCCACGGGAUCUGUGUCACCACUUUCAGAAAUGUUUUACUUGGGAGGUAACAGGUCCCUUGUAUGCCGCUUGGGUGGACCAUCAUCACUCUUAGGCUUCAAAACAAGAGGACUAGGAGCAAGGGAGUUCAGGGUCUGUAACCCCAACAAUUCUGAAAAUGGUAGUUCCAGUUGUCCUGAGCUAAUUGGUCUUGGUGGUGACAUAGCAGUGGCAGCAUUUGCGGACCUCUCCUUUGAUAUACCUCUGAAGCCACUCAGGGAUCUAGGAAUUCAUGGCCAUGCAUUUGUCUGUGCUGGAAAUCUUGGUAAAUUAACUGAGUGUGAUUUACGGAAAUUUCCCCUUACCGACUUCCUACAAACGUUCAGGAGUUCUGCCGGAUUUGGUGUAGUCCUGCCAACCAGAUUGUUUCGCAUAGAGGUAAAUUACUGCCACAUCCUGAAACAAUUUGACCGUGACAAGGGAAAGACAGGCAUACAGUUUAACUUUGCUUCACCCUAAUUUCAUUGGCAAGAAGUUCACAUCAAGAUGAAUAGUUGUAUUUUUUCCCUCACUACUCUGAUUUUUAUCCUUUUGACAGAGCUUACCUUGCGCACUCUAAGUGAUAAAUUGCUUGUUCUGGGCUGUGGAUUUGAUGUUGUGACUUGUAAGUGAAAGGGGCUCUAGCCUAUUUGUUCGAGCACCUGGGUAGCACCCAGCAUGCAUGCUAGGGUCCGAAUCCUCACGAGAGCGAAUUUAUGGGGUUGCUUUUUGAAAGAAAAAAAAACUCUCGCCAGCUACACCUGAUUGAGAACUGAUUGGCAUGUUUUUCAGAAUUUAACAGAGGCUAGAAAACUAAUACUAAACUCCUGAUUGGCGUGUUUGUCAAAAUUUGACAGAGACCUACUAGGUGCUAAUCAGGUGCUCUAACCACUACACUGCAGGGAUAAACCAGCUGGCAGAUGGAGACUUGUGGAUCUGCCCCUGAUGUGAUGUUCUAGUGUCUCAAAAAAUAUGUAGCAAAGUCUUUUUUACCAGAUUUUGGAAUGGAGCCUAUGAACGUAUAAACAUGCAGAAAGGAAUUAGAAUCCCUAGUAAAGCUCUUUUGUAUGCCGCUUGGUUGGACCAUUGUCACAACAGAAUUGAGAUUUGCGGCCUCUAUAACUCUGAAAAUGGUCUUGGAGGUGACAUAGCAGUGACAGGUGACAGCAUUUGCUGAUACCUUUGAUAUACCUCUAAAGCUGCUCAACGAUCUAGGAGUUCAGCCAUGCUUUUUGUUGCUGGAAAUAUUGAUAACAAACUGAGUAUGAUCUUUGGAAAUUUCGGAGUUUUGCAGGAUUUGGUGUAGUUGUGCUAACCAAAUUGUUACACAUAGAGGUUUUCCCUUGUCUUCCUCCAGAGAGUCGCUGAAGUUACCACAGGCACUGGAAGUGAGAAAUUGUUUGUACUGUGUUCUGGAUUUAAUGUUCUGACUUGUAAAGCACAAAAAGCAAAAAGCAAAAUCAAAAGAGGUAGGGAGCUUUAGGUUUCAA
This is a messenger RNA of Panicum virgatum (switchgrass), 2615 nucleotides long. Its product is annotated as SAM50-like protein SPAC17C9.06. The record is from RefSeq and is a predicted model, not a curated record. Gene Ontology annotation, cellular component: SAM complex; outer membrane. The transcript has 4 exons. NCBI's taxonomy places the organism in Eukaryota, Viridiplantae, Streptophyta, Magnoliopsida, Poales, Poaceae. Gene Ontology annotation, biological process: protein insertion into mitochondrial outer membrane. Bases 52 to 1605 code for a protein of 517 amino acids.